Messenger RNA from Styela clava, 1550 nucleotides. The record is from the annotation of a RefSeq genome assembly. Lineage: Eukaryota; Metazoa; Chordata; Ascidiacea; Stolidobranchia; Styelidae.
AUGAGUUGAACUAUUCGAUGAUUGAUAUCCACAAAUCAUAAAGAUAUUGGGACAUUGUAUUUUAUUUUUAGAAUUUUUUCUGGGUUUAUUAGGUCAAGAAUAAGUGUUCUUAUUCGGACGGAGCUGUCACAAGUCGGACAAGUUAUUGGUGACAGGCAGUUAUAUAAUGUAAUUGUUACGGCCCAUGCCUUCGUAAUGAUUUUUUUUUUUGUUAUGCCGGUAAUAAUUAGAAGAUUUAGGAAUUGAUUGUUACCUUUGAUGUUGGGAAGUCCGGACAUAGCUUUUCCACGUCUAAAUAAUAUGAGUUUUUGGUUAUUGCCUCCGGCGGUAGUCCUUUUAUUAGUAAGCUCCUUUAUUGAGAGUGGAGUAGGAACUAGGUGGACUGUGUACCCUCCUUUAGCUAGGAACUUGGCCCAUUCAAGAGGUGCUCUUGAUUGUGCUAUUUUUUCUUUACAUUUGGCGGGGAUCUCCAGUAUUUUAAGAUCUCUUAAUUUUAUAACUACUAUAUUUAAUAUAAAGACAAAAAGAUGAGUAAUAUUUUCUAUGCCAUUAUUUUGUUGGACUGUAUUAGUGACUACAUUAUUGUUAUUACUUAGUUUGCCGGUAUUGGCUGCAGCUAUUACUAUGCUAUUAUUUGAUCGUAAUUUAAAUACUUCUUUUUUUGAUCCGGUCGGAGGGGGUGACCCCGUUUUGUAUCAACAUUUAUUUUGAUUUUUUAGGCAUCCUGAAGUUUAUAUUUUAAUUCUUCCUGGGUUUAGGAUAAUCAGUCAUGUAAUUACUUUUUAUACUAAUAAAGAGUUGGUGUUUGGGUUUUAUAGGAUAGUGUGGGCUGUUAUUAGGAUUAGGUUUUUGGGGUUUUUAGUGUGAGCGCAUCAUAUGUUUACCGUUAGGAUAGAUAUUGACUCUCGGGCAUAUUUUACCGCCGCCACAAUAGUUAUUGCUGUUCCUACGGGUAUUAAGGUUUUUUCUUGAUUGAGUACAUUAUUAGGGGCCAAAAUUGUUUGACAUACCCCUAUAUAUUGGGUGUUCAGGUUUUUGUUUUUAUUCACUUUUAGGAGAUUGACAGGUAUUGUAUUAUCUAACUGUAGUUUGGAUUUAGUAAUACAUGAUACUUAUUAUGUGGUUGCUCAUUUCCAUUAUGUUCUUUCGAUGGGAGCUGUUUUUGCAAUUUUUGCUGGUUUUACUCAUUGGUAUACUCUUUUUACUGGAUUAAUUCUCCAUAAGGAGUUGUCAAUUAUCCAGUAUUGGAUUAUAUUUGUUGGGGUUAAUUUAACUUUUUUUCCUCAGCAUUUUUUAGGUUUAGCUGGAAUGCCUCGUCGUUAUAAUGACUAUCCUGAUUUUUAUUUAAUGUGGAAUGUAAUUUCCUCUAUUGGUAGUAUAAUAAGUAUUUUUAGGGUAGUGAUAUUUAUAAUAAUUAUUUGGUUGUCUUUUUCUUCUAAGUCGGAGGUUUUCUUCGCAAAUGGAAGAGAUUUUAAUCUGGAGUGGGCUCAUAGAACUCCUCCCGCCAACCACACGUGGAUAGAAGGGCCAGUUUUUAUAUUAAGUAAGUA